Cyclocybe aegerita is the source of this 882-nucleotide messenger RNA. NCBI's taxonomy places the organism in Eukaryota, Fungi, Basidiomycota, Agaricomycetes, Agaricales, Hemipholiotaceae. The record is from the annotation of a GenBank genome assembly.
AUGUCCCGUUUGGAAUUUGUGCAGCUCUACAAUUCAAGACCACAAAUUAUUCGUCUCCCCCCUGCUGCCCAGAAGCUCCCGCGGAAUCCACAACUUGCCACCACCGCCACUCACUGCGCCUCGACGUCGAAGCCAAAUCUGCAAGUCGCGCUGCUUAUCAAUGAUAUUCGGCACGCUUCAAAGAAUCCUGCGCUGGCUCAGCUGCGCGAGGAUAUUACUGGGGUCUAUCCAUAUACUGUCACCGAGCUUGAAGUCAUUGUCUUAUCCCCGCACUUUCUUCCGGGCGGAAAGAGCCUCUCUGUCCUGCCAAAUGAAUGGCGACGCCUUCACAGUGACAAUGGCGACCCUGUAAAAGACCAUACCCUUUGGAAAAACUAUCAUCGUGGUUCUGGCUGGCACGUCGUGGAUGAAGAAGGCCAGCCCAUCAGGAUUGCUGUUUGCCAUGGUCGUGAUGCCCAGGAAAGCCUAUCCCUUUUUGCAUUGCUUGUCAACACCUACCACAAAUUACUCGACUACAGCAAGCGUCCAAUCCCAGACGCUUUCCUCCGCGCUAGGGUACACGGGCCCUCAGCCGUCGUCUUCGGUCAGCCCCUGGUUCAUGAUUGGCAUCUGCCGACGCCAUCUGGGUCUCAUUCGCGUGUGGUGAUCGAUGAAGAAGGCCUAGACUGUGACGGCGAUGAUUACAGCAGCUCUGACAGCUCUGAAAAGUCUGACGAGGAUGACGAACUCAUCAACGGUCUCACAACCACCAAGAUGCGUACCGUCAUUCAACAGACCGGCGACGGGAGCCUUUCUGGAUCCGAACGCGUCAAUGCGGCGAUGCUCAUGUUCGGAAUGGCAGGACGUGAGGCUCUUUCCUGGUCAGCUAUAGCGACAAUCUAG